Molecule: messenger RNA, 8160 nt
Organism: Boleophthalmus pectinirostris (great blue-spotted mudskipper)
Lineage: Eukaryota; Metazoa; Chordata; Actinopteri; Gobiiformes; Gobiidae
Gene: sh3gl3b
Product: SH3-domain GRB2-like 3b
Exons: 10
Coding region: 377-1489 (370 amino acids)
Biological process (GO): synaptic vesicle uncoating
Cellular component (GO): presynapse; cytoplasm; glutamatergic synapse
Molecular function (GO): protein binding
Source: RefSeq, a predicted model, not a curated record
CUCAUGUUUGGGUGGGAAGGAGGCGAGAUCUGAGAUUUGCGCGUUUUAUUUAGGAAUUUUGGACAAUUUGACUGCAGUAACGUCAAUUUACGGUAGUUUUGCACGCUAAAACAUGCAAAUCUAUUCAUGCUAGUGGUUUUCAUUGCGCUGCAGCUGUGUUGUUUAUUAUUUCCCCUGUUGGCAUUGGUCCGAUAAGGAUAAUCCGAAGGCUGUAUAGUGAUUUAUUAUGAGCUGCUGGGUGUUUUUCUGUCCAUAGUCCAGGGGAGGUGUUAGUGUGCGGAUCGUAGCUUUGUCCCGCGCCGAAUGGAAGCGAUCUGUCCCCGGGUACUGCUCCUCAUCUGCCCGCCUGACCGCGUCCCUUCUCCAGAUAGAAAUCAUGUCGGUGUCCGGGAUGAAGAAGCAGUUCCACAAAGCGAGCCAGAUGCUGAAUGAGCGGCUGAUGGGAGCUGAGGGAACCAAGCUGGACCAAGACUUCCUGCAGAUGAAAAGGAAUGUUGCUGUUAUUCACCACAUGCUUCAUGAGCUCCUGUCAAAAACCACAGACUUCCUCCAACCAAACCCAGCGCACAGAGCCAGACUGAGUGUCCUGAAGACCAUGUCCAGGUUGCGGGGACAGGGGUCAUCAGAGGGGUCGUACCCGCAGCCAGAGGGCAUGCUGGGAGAUUCCAUGGUGCACUACGGCCAUGAGCUCGGACCAGCCUCAGAAUUUGGUGGAGCUUUGACUGGUGUGGGUGAAGCUUUACAGCAGAUUGGAAAAGCCAAAGAGGAUCUGGACACAAACGUCAAAUGUACUUUUAUAGACCCUCUGCAGCAUCUCCACAACACUGAGAUUAAAGGGAUCAAGUACCAGUUGAAGAAAGUGAACGGCCGACGGUUGGACUUUGACUACAGGAGGAGGAGGAGGGGGAAGAGCUCCUCAGAGAAACUGCACACAGCCUGGGACAAGUUCCAGUCGUCUAAAGAGCUCGCAGAGAGGAGCAUGUUCCUGCUGCUGCAGAACGACGUGGAUCACUUGAAUAACCUGUCAGCUCUGGUCACGUCUCUGUUGGACUUUCACAGAAACUCACAACACAUUCUGCAGGACCUCCAGUCAAACCUCCAGUCCAGACUGACCUCAGCGAGUAACCAAACAGAGAGGAGGUACCGGCCCCGAAAGUCCAGGAGCCGCUCACAGAACAGCUUCAGGUUUUACCAGCAGCCCUCCAUCACCUCCACCGUAUCCUCAGAUCAGGUGAUUGAGAUCGCGUCCAGACCUGGCAGCCCCAUCACAUGUUACGCUGACAGCGUCGUGCCUCUGGACCAGCCCUGCUGCAGAGCGCUGUACUCCUUUAAAUCUGAGCGAAACGAAGAGCUGAACUUUGACCCCGGUGACAUCAUCAUCCUCACAAACCGCGUCGACGAAAACUGGUUUGAAGGAUCCAUCGGGAGCCGGUCCGGACUGUUUCCCGCCAACUACGUGGACGUCCUGGUGCCACUGCCCUCACAGUAAAAGCACCAAACACAAAACAUCAGCCAUGAGUCUGUUCACACUGGAUAUGCAACAUUUAGCUUCUCAUUUGCACUUUGGAAUUGCCUGGGAUCCUGAAUACACACAAUACUUUACAAAGAUGUUAGUCUGGUCACCUGUGAAUCUCCUUGACUGACAGGUGGAUUCGCCGAACAGGGACAUGCAUGAUUUGCCCGCAUCCAAACAAGUAUGGCUGCUUAUGAGGAAAAAAGAAUGAAAAAAAUAUCACAGAGGACUAACAAACAUUGCAGAUUUGUGCAGAGUCAACGAGAAAAGCACUAAACUCUGUUAAUAUGAGGCAUGAAUCUAUAAUAAGAACUGGAUAAGACGCUCCCCCUCUGUUCGCAAACGAGAUGGAAUAGUGGCAUCCACAACUUUCACAAAGGGAUGAUUUUGAAAGGAUUCUUCUGUAUUUUUACAAUACGAACUUCAAAUCCUAAAAGUUAACUGUGUUAGCCUAGCCCUGCUCUGAGCCCGCAUUAACUCCACUCCAUAGAUAAUGAACGGAGAUCUCACAUUGACGACCGUGUCUAUUGGCACAAAUGAGUCAACAAAGCCGUCAUCUUGGUACAGAUACCCCCCCCCCCCCUUUAUUCCUUGAAUAAAUGUAUUCCUUGACAUUCAAGGAAUACAUUACAAAAAAAAACAAGUAAAUCUUGAGGUUUUUCUUUCAGUUACUUAACUCAAGACCUCGCUCAAUUAAUAUGAAUUGUUCUUAUUAGUAUUAAACUUUUUUUUUGGUUAAACAUUAAAUAUUAUAACGUAACAAUUAUAUAAUAAUGCAAAUUAAAUACAUAAAAUGCUAUAUAAACCUAAGAAAUGACUAAAGGUACAACGAGGCGACUAAAUGAAAUACUGAAACAGAAUUAGCCUAUUUGGUGCUGGUUCAGUCCUGGUUCAGCUCUGGUUCAGUUCUGUUUUAGUCCUGGUUUAGACUUAGUUUAGUCCUGGUUCAGUCCUGGUUUAGACCCGGUUUAGAUCCUGGUUCAGCUCGGGUUCAGUUCUGGUUUAGUCUUGAUUUAGUCCUGGUUUAGACCUGGUUUAGUCCUGGUUCAGUCCUGGUUCAGCUCUGGUUCAGUUCUUUUUUAGUCCUGUUUAGACCUGGUUUAGUCCUGGUUAAGUCCUGGUUUAGACCUUCUUUAGUCCUGGUUCAGUCCUCCUGGUUCAGUCCUGGUUCAGUCCUGGUUAAGUCCUGGUUUAGACCUUCUUUAGUCCUGGUUCAGUCCUGGUUUUGUCCUCCUGGUUCAGUCCUGGUUCAGUCCUGGUUUUGUCCUCCUGGUUCAGUCCUGGUUCAGUCCUGGUUCAGUCCUGAGUUUAGUCCUGGUUCAGCAUCUUCACUCGCUGAUACUGUGAAAAACCUUUGGUUAAAUGACGUUCAGUGACUUUAGAUCAUGGAACCCUGUACCAAGAUGGCGUGGUAUUACCGCACGCCAAGCGGCUGAACGUGAGAUCUGCCGUUCUACAUCUAUGGCUCCGCUCUAGCAGCUGGCGCUCUGAUUGGUCAGAACUGCACGUUUCUGACAUCACACAUUUGGUGGUGUAAGGCAGUAUUCAGGAAGUAAUGUGGAAGUAAAAAUCUUUUUUGCAGCCAAUAAGCACAGGCCAUUGAAAACAAUAUUUCGCCAUCACAGAUUCAUCUUCCAGAUCUUGUUAUACUUCCAUGACCUGAGAUGAGAGAAAUGGGAUUUGUUCAGAAUGGUUCCUUCGCACGAGGAAUCCAGGGAGAGGAGCUGGCUAUGACGCUCAGCUAAUAGGGAUCCUAAUAAUAAUAACUGAAAAAAACAAAACAAAUGUGAUUGCACAAACAUGGAGGGAGUGGGGACCAGACUGAUAUCCAUGUGUAUAAAAAGUACAGAGAUCAUUGUGGACUUGUCAGGCAAACUUUAUAACACAAUAUUCUACAGUGAAGUUUGAGCCAUAGUUUGAGUAACUUUAGAGCACUUUAGUUGCUGGAAAGUCAUAUGGACAAAUCAGGAGUUUGUAAAUACGUUUUUGGGAGGUUGUUUUCAGGCAAAGCACACGUACAACAAAGCAAAUGUAUUAUUAGCUGAAAAAAAUGAUAUUUUAAUGGUUUAAUGGUGCCACACGAUGAUCCACUGUGUGUGAAAGCAGUGAAGUGUCGUCUGCAGGUCGUCGAGCUGGAGUUUAUCAAAACAAAGCUACAAAAAUGUGAUUUUAAGGAGUUGUCUAGUGACUACAGUAGUGGUUUAGUAAUAGAUUUAUUGAUAAAAGAUGCAUUUCUGUAGACUCGAGCUUCUAAAAAUAGUACUGAGAUGCUUCCAACCAAAAAGAUGAAAAAAGUUAUAUAUUCUACAGACAAACCAGAAUUUCACUUUUGUUUUGCUUGACACAGCAAGUAGAGUUGUUAAAAAAGUCAGUAAUCAGAUAGCAGUCAAUCCUAAAACUAGUGUGUAAACUAGAUACUCGUCUGAACAAGUGUCGAUACUGAAAGUGAAAUCACAGAAAUGGGUCAAUAGCUCAGUGAUGAGAAGGGUUGAAAAGAGUGUAACUGUAGCAAUGACUCUAUGACAAUGACUAAUAAUACAGAAAAUCAGAUACUAAUCAAAACUAAAACUAGUAUUAAAACUAGAUACUCAUUUUAGAAAGUAUCGAUACAAAAAAGUGGAACCUACCUGAACCACUGAGGCAUUACACAGAUAUAAGAGCACAUGGGAAUAGAAAAGAACAGGGGGUGGGCAAUUCUUUUUUCCAUGGGGCCACAUGAGAAACAGAAAAUAUUGCGGAAGACUCAGUUCUGCAUAAUAUUAAUUGUAUUUCUUUAUAAAAAAAAACAGUAAAUAGUGUUAUUCUGACAAGCUGGUCAGACUGCUGCUAGUUUCCCCCUUGUGUCAGCAUACACCAUGUAAAGUUUUAGGAUUAUUUGACCAUUUAUGCAGUUGCAGUACCUUAAUAUUUACAGUUAUAUAAUUUCACCAAUAGUUUUUCCUAAAUAGGGUGUUUUUGGGCCCUGAGACAAAACGGGGCCGAGUUGAGGUUGGUCCCUAACAACUUGUGAUGGCCCAAGAUACAAGAUAAAUAAUAGUCAAAAAAGGUAGCAAAAAACAUCCUGAGGAGAGGACCUGACUCCCGGCCUAUAAGCAAUGAAAAAGUGAGGCUGCCUUACAAAAAAUGUCACACCUCUUAAAUAAAAGCAAUGUAGCUUUAGUCUAUGCAUGAGGUCAAAUGAUAAAAUAUGUUUACUUUGGGAUUCCAAAUUAUCUUAAUCAGGCCGGAGCUGGACAAUGCCCAGGUUUGGAAAAGAAAGUACUAUUAUUUAAAGUUGAAAAUCACAUUGAGUAUUGAAUCUAUUCCUUAGUAUCGAAAUCGAGUUUGAAAUCUUAGUAUGGUGACAACAAUAACAAAUCAAGCAUUAUUUAAGAAGUGAGUUUUCUUACUUUAAUCCAUCAAUCUGCACAAAUGAAAUAAAUGAUGUCAUGAAGUGUUUCAGAUUGUAGUGGCACACGGGGCUCAUUUCUACUCUAGAUACAAAUAUAAUUCUAGAUGCACAGCUGUACUGAAGAGUGCUUUUGCUGAAGUAUUGUAGGCACAUAAGCUUUGAGAGUCUCAGGUUAGAUAGAACUAAAUAACUGAAUAUCAUGAUUGUAUUCUGCCUCUGAGCUGCAUGAAACUACACUAAUGUGAAGUUCUUUUAAAGCAUUGUAAAGCUGUAACAUACAAACUGUUUCAUAUAAGGCUGUGGUCCCCAAACUUGCUGAAUCUGGACUAGCACUGAAACAAACUGUGAAUAAAAUGUGUAACUAAACCCUGGACUAGAUCAGGACUAAACCAAGACCAAAACACAGGGGUCUACUGAGCGUGGCACAUCCUGGUUUAGUCCUGAUUCAGUUUUAGUUUAGACCUGGUUUAGACCUGGUUUGGACCUGGUUUAGUCCUGAUUUAGUCCUGUUUUAGUCCUCCUGGUUCAUUUCUGGUUUAGUCCUGGUUUAGUUCUGUUUUAGUCCUGGUUUAGUCCUCCUGGUUCAAUCCUGGUUUAGUUCUGGUUUAGACCUGGUUUAGUCCUGGUUUAGUCCUCCUCAUUCAGUCCUGGUUCAGUUCUGGUUUAGACCUGGUUUAGUCCUGUUUUAGUCCUCCUGGUUCAGUCCUGCUUCAGUUCUGGUUUAGUUCUGGGUUAGACCUGGUUUAGACCUGUUUUAGUCUGUUUUAGCCCUGGUUUAGUCCUUCUCGUUCGGUCCUGGUUCAGUCCUGGUUUAGUUCUCAUUUAGACCUGGUUUAGUCCUGUUUUAGUCCUGGUUUAGUCCUCCUGGUUCAGUCCUGCUUCAGUUCUGGUUUAGUUUUGGUUUAGACCUGGUUUAGUCCUGGCUUAGUCCUGUUUUAGUCCUGGUUUAGUCCUGGCUGGGCAGGAUUCAUCACAUCGAUGACGUCAAGAAUGGCGUACCCCCACUUAAAAAAUCCCCACUCCAUCACUGCCUAAACAGGUUUACUACAAAGCCAGGAUUAAACCAGGACAAGUGACUAGAUCAGAUCAAAAUGAAGUCUUGAGUGGGAGGUUUUUCAUUUCACACUUGCAUGAGCACGACUUCAAAACUGAGACUAAACUCAGAACUAAACCUGGACUAAACCAAGACUGAAACUGAACAACAAGUCUACAUCAGGACUAAACUGGGCUCAAAACAAAACGCAUCUGGUCACAGUUUAGUCCUGCUUUAGUUUCAUCAAAUCCAGAGUUAGUUUUAGGUUUAGUCCCAAUUAGUGGACAUACAACUAUGGAACCUACCUGGACCACUGAGGGAUUACACAGAUAUAAGGCCACAUGGGAAUAGAAAAGACACACAACCACUAUUCACAUCUUAAUUUAAACUUGACUAAAAAGGUUUAAAAUAGUCCAUAAUUUAUACAACAAAACAAAAAUAAAAAAAUGUCAACAACUGUUCCCCAAUACCAUUACUGUUGGAUCCAGAUUGUGUUCCACAGUUUGGGAAUCACAGUAUUAUUGUAAAUGAAGCCUAAAUGACUGUUCCUCUGAAUGUGCCCCUUUAAAACUCUGAACUAAGGCCUUGUGUUUUAUUUUGAAAAUCGUGUGUGGUUUCCUUUUUACACAAGUCAAUGUAAAUGAAUGUUUCCCAUUUUAUACUUAGAUUACACAUACUUUCUAUGUUCACUGGACCUAAAACGCACUUCUGAUGUUACUGUCAAUUGUGUUUAAAUCAUUAUAAUUUUAACCAUAGACUGUAUAUAUAAAUGGACAUAGUGUGAGCAUGGCUGCACUUCUGACUCCAUUGGCUCGAAUUUAUUUUGUAUUGAAAAAAUGUCACUCCUCUCCGUCUGUCAGGCUCCUCAUUUUGGUCUUAAAAUGCCUGUAUUAACCCACUUUCUUGGUGCUUUUUUUGGAUAUUUUGUUCAUGAAUCAAUUUCUUUUCCUAAUAUGGAGCUCCAAAUUCACUCCAUAACUGCUCCGGGCGACGUCACACUCCCUUAUUCCACUUCUUUAUACAGUCUAUGGUGGUAAUAAGCUACGCCCUGAGGAACAUCAGAUUUGAAAUUCUGAUUUCUUUGGUGUAAUUGUAAGGAAAGUAAAGCUGCUGUUUGCAAUGACAGUUGAGGUGACAAAAAGUAAACAGAACAUUUGUUGAGUCGUGACAAUUCCCAUUUCAAAGCUGAAGUCAAUAUAACUAAAAAUUUGAUUCCUGAACUUGUUAUAAACAGCCUGUUAAGAAUGUUACAAAUUAGGUCUUUUUUAAAACUUGUGUUUUGUUUACACACUAAUAUUGAUUCCAGAAUGGUUGAUUUGACCAUCUAUGAGUUUCAGAAUGAUGAAAAAAUGUGGACUGUUGCCAUAGUUAUUGACAAUUUAAUUAACAGUUGACCAAAUAAUAUACGUUGAGUUUUUACUGGUUCAUUUUUAGUAAUAAUAAUAAUAAUAAUAAUAGUAAUACAUUUUAUUUAUAUUGCACUUAUCUCAAAAGUGCUAGAGGUAAAAAAAAAAAAAAGUGAAUAAAAGUGCAUCAAACUAAAACUAUUACAACAUAGAACCAAUAAAAUACGUCUAACAAAAGGCUUUGGUAAAAAAAAGAUAUGUAUUAAGAUUUCGUUUAAGUAAUAGUAGUGAAAACAUAAUUUGGCGACAUCUAGUGCUGAGUAUUGGGAGUAACAUGGGUUCUUCAACUUACAAUUUUAUUUUUCUAAAUGACAGAAAGCUCAAAAAUACUGUAGUAUUAUGCUGGUGGUGGCAAAUACAGGUGAAUAGUGACCAAGUAUAAUUACUCACGUGAAUAUUGUACAUUUUGGGAGAAUAUAUGCAUUGUUUUGUAGAAUAUUACAAAAAUCAUGUAACUUUCCCUUUUACAGAAAUCGGUGUAAAUGAAUGUGACACAAUUUGUAAUAUCUUUGUUUUUUAAUUUUGUAUUAUACUUUAUAUGUAUAUUUUUAUUUCUGUGCUCACUGGACCUAUGAAAUAUGAAGCACUGGGGAGUCUUACCUUUUAUAUUCACACUGUAACAUCAUUUUAAGGUAAUAAUACUUUGGCUAACAUUAACAAUAUUAGUGUUAUGAUCAUGGUUUAUGUACAGCAUUUGUGUUGAAUCAGUUGUUUAUAAAAUCAUGUUUUAUUUUCUACAUUUUCCUUUUUAUAUGUUUUGGAAAUGAUUGUACAAAUAAAAAUGUUUAGUGCAAAGAUUCCAUAAGCAAUAAAUGUU